Molecule: messenger RNA, 2144 nt
Organism: Fundulus heteroclitus (mummichog)
Lineage: Eukaryota; Metazoa; Chordata; Actinopteri; Cyprinodontiformes; Fundulidae
Gene: paqr3a
Product: progestin and adipoQ receptor family member IIIa
Exons: 8
Coding region: 120-1163 (347 amino acids)
Cellular component (GO): membrane
Molecular function (GO): signaling receptor activity
Source: RefSeq, a predicted model, not a curated record
UGUUAGGGCACCCCGAACGAAGGGGUCCUUUAAUUCUGACGGCGUCAGUAGUGAUGAUCAUUAGAAUAAUUUUAUAGACUCUUUUUAAUAUAUAAUUUAAUGUUUAGACAUCUGUACCAAUGCGUAGUUCGUAUUUUAAGCCACAAAAUGGCUCAAACUACAAAUACACCAAGUUAAAAGCUUCCAGUCAUAUUAAAGCUGACUCGGCGGGCUCAGACAUGUCUCAGAAGCCCCAGAAAAAUGCCCAGACGACCCAUUACAUCGAGCUGGGAGGUUACCAGUACUGGCCUGUACUGGUGCCCAGAGGCAUCAGACUGUACACGUACGAACAGAUCCCCGUUUUCCUCAGAGAUAAUCCAUACAUCACAGAUGGAUACAGAGCCUACCUGCCAUCCAGGCUCUGCAUUAAGAGCAUCUUCAUCCUGUCCAACGAGACGGUGAAUAUCUGGAGCCAUCUGUUUGGCUUCCUGCUCUUCUUCUGUGUCGGGGUGUACAACAUGGCGUCGGUGCUGCCGUCCAUCGGUGCCUCCCGAGAGGAUUACGUCAUCUACUCCAUCGGGCUGUUCUGCUUCCAGCUGUGCAUGCUUUGCUCCGUGGGCUACCACCUGUUCUGCUGCCAUCGCUCGGAGAAGACCUGCCGCCGCUGGAUGGCGCUGGAUUAUGCCGGCGUUUCCAUCGGCAUCCUGGGAUGCUACGUACCGGGCGUCUUCUACACGUUCUACUGUAACAACUACUGGCGGCAGGUGUACCUGGUGACGGUCCUGGCCAUGAUCCUGGCCGUCUUCUUCGCUCAGAUCCACCCGCUCUACCUCAGCAAGCAGUGGAAGCAGCUGCGCUCGCUCAUCUUCUGCUCGGUGGCCGGAUACGGCCUCAUCCCCACCAUCCACUGGAUCUGGAUCACCGGCGGCUUCUCCGCCGAACUCGUCCAGGCUUUUGUUCCACGAGUCCUGGUGAUGUACCUCAUUGCAGCUUUAGCUCUUGUUUUCCAUGUCUCCAAGGUUCCUGAGCGCUACUUCCCAGGUCAGCUGAACUACCUGGGCUCCAGCCACCAGGUGUGGCACGUACUGCUGGUUCUGAUGUUCUACUGGUGGCACCAGUCGUCGGGCUUCAUCAUGGCGUACAGACACAGUCAGCCGUGCCCCGACGCUCCACAACACGCUUAGCUCACUGCGCUGCACACGGCGGGACCCGACUCUGAACGUAAAAUCCUUGUUUGGUCCGACCUCUCUUCACCUGAGGAGGACGCAGACCUGCAGAACCGCUUCAGGACGUCAGGUGACCCGGCUGCCAUGGGACUCUGUUCACAUCGGGCAUCGUUAGCGGCUCUGCUAACGACGCCGCUUCUGCUCAGAUCGCUGAUCAAACGUCCCGUCUGCACAGGAUCAUUUAGAACAUUUUACCUAAUAAGAAGAAGCAAAAACUGACCGUCAGAGCUAAAUAAUGUUAAAGGAGUGUGGAGGAGCGGGACUGUUUGGUCGUUUUACGUGUUAGGAAACAGAUUUUUGUUUUUUUUGUGUGGAAGAACUCGAUGCUCUUAAACUUGGAGCAGGAAGUGAUGAGCAACUCUGCCUCUAGGGGUCGCUACUGAGCCUGAAGUGUAACCGGCGCUGGAUUCUCUGUCCUCUGCGCUCAUUUUGGUUACCGGUUCUAAUCCUGUGUUUGGUUGACGUGUGAGGAUUCCCCCGGGCGGACGGGAGAAUCGGAUAAAAUCAGUGUUUCCAGUCGUUUUAGCUCCUUUAGGGUGAUGUGCAAUGUGGUAGUUUUUAGCGUUGAAUGCUAAGCUGAGGCUGGGCGGUAGCCUAAUCAGACGCAUCCGUUUCACGUUCCUCCUUCGACUUCGUUAAGCAGCAAAACGCGCCUCGCAAGAGAGUUUGUCUUUUAAAAAUCAGCUUUUGAUUUGGCUCAAAUACUCUGGAGUUACACUGAAGUAUUCAGUCUGAAACAUACUUAAAGCAGACAAGAAAAUCUGAUAUAUGUCUGUAAAAUGAUCUGGCUUUACACCUACAUUUUCACCAAAGUAACAAAAAAAAAUGUUACGUCUGCCCCGGAUGACAAAUGAGAACGACUUUGGUUAAUUUUGCUGUAAAUUCCUUACUUAUUUCUACUUUAAACAGGGUGCUUGCUCUUUUUCCUAAUUAAAAUUC